UUGAUCUGACUGCUAUGAACAGCUGUGAAUUCGUAACCUAAACCUUCAGUCUCCUGCAGUGUCUUCACGCGCUUUCUCGUUCUUCUCUUAUAAUUACGACGGCAACCCCACGGGGUCGGGAGGGUAACAAAGAAUGAAGAACGUGAAGAGUAUAAGGAAAAUAGCGUUUAAUCUAACUGCUCUAACUAGCGUGGGUCUGGGAGGCUGGUGUUUGGGCAAGUACUCCGAACAGAGGCGAUACUCGAGAGACAAUGAAACGAGUUUGUUGUCAGCAACGCGAAUCCGGAACAUGCCGGGUUUGCCUUUAUUCGGAACGGUUUCGGCGGCCACCCCCUUGACACCUGCGGAAAGCAACUAUGAUAUGGGCUCCAAAAUGUCCUCGACCGCCACGAGAGUGUCGCAGAUUAUGAAAUUUGGUUUUCCCGGAUUGGAUCAUGUCAGGUCGUACGAGGAUUUUGUGCUCUCUUACGACAGGCGAAACAGAGUUGCUCAUUGGGUGUUUGAGCACUUUACCAAGGAGAGAUUGCAGAAUAACAACGAAGUGGAUCGCUCAAAGUGCGAGUUCAAACCUGAUCAGAGCAUACAUCCUUUUUUCAGAUCAGAGAAUUCAGACUACAAGGGAAGCGGCUAUGAUCGCGGUCAUUUGGCGGCGGCUGGAAAUCACAAAGUGGACCAGAAACACAUAGAGCAAACCUUCUUUCUUACCAAUAUGGCACCACAGGUUGGAAAAGGUUUCAACAGAGAUUCCUGGAACAGAUUGGAGAAAUACGUUCGAAAAUUGACUAGUAUCUACAAGGACGUUUACGUGUGCACGGGACCAUUGUAUCUUCCCAAAAGGGAAGCGAAUGGAAAAAAAUAUGUGCGUUAUGAAGUGAUAGGCGCAAAUCAUGUAGCGGUGCCUACACAUUUUUACAAGGUGAUCGUCGGCGAAACCAGUGACGGCAAAUAUGAAAUGGAAGCUUUUGUGAUGCCAAAUACACCGAUUGACGAUAAUGCACCGCUCACUAAUUUCCAGGUACCACCAGACAGCAUCGAGCGCGCUGCCGGACUUUUAUUUUUCGACAAAAUUGCGCGAAAUAAAUUAAGCAAAGUGAACGGCAAGAAUAUAGGUUAAAUUUGACGAUUGCUCAAUUUACUUCAUUAUCUUUUCUUAAUUGGCCGAUAGAAAAGUUUAAGUUAAGUUAAUUUUCAGAUUGUCAUUAAGUUGAUUUUCAGAUUCAAAAGAAUUUUAAUUUCUGACAUAUCAUAUGUUUAAAUCUAGUCGAUUUUGUUUUAAUUCAUUGUACACAUAAUUUUUAGAAGUUUUAUCAAUCACAAUAUUAUAUAUAUUACUCAAUACAUA
Wasmannia auropunctata (little fire ant) is the source of this 1342-nucleotide messenger RNA. It is a transcript of the gene EndoG, whose product is annotated as endonuclease G, mitochondrial. The record is from RefSeq and is a predicted model, not a curated record. Gene Ontology annotation, molecular function: metal ion binding; single-stranded DNA endonuclease activity; RNA endonuclease activity. The coding region runs from base 134 to 1114 and encodes 326 amino acids. Gene Ontology annotation, cellular component: nucleus; mitochondrial inner membrane. The transcript has 5 exons. NCBI's taxonomy places the organism in Eukaryota, Metazoa, Arthropoda, Insecta, Hymenoptera, Formicidae. Gene Ontology annotation, biological process: apoptotic DNA fragmentation.